AUGAUGUUUAUUAUAAAAAGUAAUUUGAAAAUUACAUUAUUUCAUAACAAACACCUUAAAAAAUACAAAACAAUUGGAUGUUACUGUUAUUCUGUAGACUUUAAACAUGGAGAAAAUCAAAUAUUACCAAAAAAAUAUGAACCUAAAAUAGUUGAAAAGUCCAAAAAUACUGUAUUUCCCAAUUUAAACAGUUUAAAUCAUAAUUCUGAAAAUCGAAAGACUUUUUCUAUCAUAUUGCCACCACCAAACAUCACUGGAUCUUUGCAUUUGGGCCAUGCCCUUACAGCCACUAUACAGGAUAUUAUUGUUCGAUGGCACAGGAUGAACGGCGUUGAUGUAGUAUGGGUACCAGGUACUGACCAUGCUGGUAUUGCCACCCAAGUAGUUGUAGAAAAAAAGUUAUUUGCUGAAAAAAAUGUUAAUAGACAUGAUAUUGGUAGGAAAGCUUUUAACCAAGAAGUGAUAAAAUGGAAAGAGAGCAAAAUUUCAAUUAUUAGAAAUCAAUUAAAAAAUCUUGGUGUAACAUUAGAUUGGAACAGAGAGACAUUCACAAUGGAUGAAAAACAAAACAGAGCUGUCAAUGAAGCUAUUAUACGGUUAUUUGACAGUAAACUUCUAUACCGAAAAUAUUCAUUAGUCAAUUGGUGUUGUUCUUUACAAUCUACAGUUUCUGAUAUAGAAAUAAAUUAUAAAGAAAUUUCGGGAAGGACUUAUAUUAGCUUACCAGGAAAUAAUAGACCCGUAGAGUUUGGUAUCCUCACUGACAUAGCUUACAAAUUUCACAAUUCUGAUCAAGAAAUUGUUGUAUCAACGACUAGACCAGAGACUUUGCUUGGAGACGUAGCAGUUGCUGUAAACCCUAACGAUGUUAGAUAUAAAGGACUUAAUGAUGUUAAAUUAUGGCAUCCUUUUAGAAAAUGCACUAUACCUAUAAUUUAUGAUCAUUCUGUUGACAAAAAUUUUGGAACAGGGGCAGUUAAGUUGACUCCUGCCCAUGAUAUUUUUGAUUUUGAAUUAGCUGACAAACAUGAUCUUCCUAUUAUCAAUGUUAUUGACGAAUCUGGAAAUAUUAACUGUGAAUAUGAUGAAUUUAAUGGUCUACCAAGAUAUGAAGCUAGAACUGCUAUAGUUCAAAAAUUAAAACAAUUAAAUUUAUUAAGAGACUCAAAAGAACACAAAAUGUCAAUACCUAUAUGUAGUCGCACUGGUGAUGUAAUUGAACAUCUACCAAAACUUCAAUGGUUUAUUAAUUGUAAAGAAAUGGCUCAAAAAGCAUCUGAAUCAUUAAGAAAUGGUAAAUUGACUAUUGAACCGGCUCAUUAUCAGAAUCAAUGGUUUUUAUGGCUUGAUAAUUCUAAAGAUUGGUGUGUAUCUAGGCAACUGUGGUGGGGUCAUAGAUUGCCAUUAUUUGAAACUAAAUAUGGUUGGAUUUCUGCACAUAAUACAGAUGAAGCUAUUAAGAAAAUUGGAGCUAAAAUUAAAUUAUCGGAAAAAGAAAUGGCCAAUUUGGAUAUUCGUCAAGAAGAAGAUGUAUUAGAUACUUGGUUUUCCUCGGCAUUGCUACCGUUCUCUUCAUUUGGUUGGCCUGAUAAGACGCAAGAUUUAAUGAAAUACUACCCUUUGAGUGUUAUGGAAACUGGACAUGAUAUUCUAACAUUUUGGAUUGCCAGAAUGGUGAUGCUAGGAAUAUUUUUAACAGGAUCACUUCCUUUUAAAAAUGUGAUUUUACAUGGUAUGAUAUGUGAUAGUCAUGGUAGAAAAAUGUCCAAAAGUUUAGGAAAUGUUGUAGAUCCUGAAGAUAUCAUAAAUGGAAUUUCAUUAGAGGAUUUACAAAACAAAGUUAAAGCUAAUGCUAAAUCUGGUACAAUAUCAUAUGAUGAAUUAGAAAAGACCUUGGUAAGACAAAAAAAACUAUUUCCAGAUGGUAUUAAAGAGUGUGGUACAGAUUCCCUAAGACUAACUCUUGUUUCACAAAAUAUCAAAAAUCAAGUAAUUAGUUUUGAUGUGAAUGAAUGUUAUCAUAAUCGCAUGUUUUGUAAUAAAAUAUGGCAAGCUACAAGAUUUGUUUUAAUGUGGGCGAAUGAAAAAAAAGUUCAUGAUUAUACAUCACCAAAUCCCAGUAAUAUGACUCAAUUUUGGAUAUUAAGUCGUUUGGGAGAUUGUGUUAAUAAAAUGAAUAACUCAUUCCAAAAUUAUGAUAUUUACAUCGCUACUAAUAAAUUAAGACAAUUUUUUUACAAUGAGUUCUGUGAUGUUUUUUUGGAAACAUGUAAACCUAUAUUUGAAAAUGGUACAGACGAAGAGAUUCAAACAACUUGUAAAGUGUUAUUAUAUGUUUUGGAUACAUCUCUUAGGCUCAUGAAUCCACUUAUGCCUUUUUUGUCAGAAACCCUUUAUUAUGCUUUACCUGGAAAAAAUAAAACACCAAUAGCAUUUACUAAAUUUCCAGAACCAAUUGAAUAUAUGCGAUGGCUUAAUGAACAGCUAGAUGCUGAUAUGAAAACAGUAAAAGAUAUAGUUACAGCAAUACGUAGAAUUCGAUCAAUAAAUAAUUUUAGCAAAAAUCAAUCUGAAAUUAUACUACAUUCAAAAUGUCAUAAAUUAUUAACUAAAUAUGAAGAUAUUAUUCAACAUUUAUCAGGAUCAACUUUGUGUUUUGUAGAAGAAAAUUCUAAUUUAAAGUUGCAAUCUAUUUCUGAUAUAGUUGGUGAUCAUACUGAAAUUCAUCUUCUUUUAAAGGGUGGAAGUUUAGAAUACAAGAAAUACUAUAGUAUUUUAAAUUCAAGACGUCAACGUUUACAAAAGCAAGUAAUAAAAAUUGAAAAAUCACUUAAAAAGUUACAAAAUAGUCCAGACAAUUCGAAAGUAACACGAGAAGAUAAGAUGCAUUCAUUAAUUGAAGAAAUAAAUAGAAUUAGCACGUACAUGAAAACUAUUAAAGACAAAGAAUUAGUUACCGAUUAAACAGUUUUAAUAUUGAAUAACAUUCAAUAAAAUAAUGUAUAGUCUGUGUAAAAAAUAGACUGAAUAGAUUUUAUCUAACAUUUUGCCAAGAUGGAAGGCUGUAAAAUUUAUGUUUUUAAA
Diuraphis noxia (Russian wheat aphid) is the source of this 3084-nucleotide messenger RNA. Its product is annotated as valine--tRNA ligase-like. Lineage: Eukaryota; Metazoa; Arthropoda; Insecta; Hemiptera; Aphididae. Gene Ontology annotation, molecular function: valine-tRNA ligase activity; ATP binding; aminoacyl-tRNA deacylase activity. The record is from RefSeq and is a predicted model, not a curated record. Gene Ontology annotation, cellular component: cytosol. Gene Ontology annotation, biological process: valyl-tRNA aminoacylation.